Parascedosporium putredinis is the source of this 1443-nucleotide messenger RNA. The record is from the annotation of a GenBank genome assembly. NCBI's taxonomy places the organism in Eukaryota, Fungi, Ascomycota, Sordariomycetes, Microascales, Microascaceae.
AUGGACACGUUAUUAACUGCCCAAAUCGCCGCCAAUGCUCCCCGUUACCGUCGGAAGAGCUCAACCUUCAUAGAUGCCAUCCAUGACACCCCCGAGGAGCAAGACAGGGCGCCUGCCCAGCUCUACAGCACAAUGUCUGGCCGACUUUUCCACUCUGGCCGCAUUGCGAUUGUAAUGGUUGGCUUGCCUGCCCGCGGCAAGACCCACAUUUGCGUAUCACUGUCACGUUACCUCCAAUGGCUUGGCGUCAAGACCCGAAUUUUUCAUCUUGGAGAUUAUCGAAGGGCAACUGUCGGCAACCAUGGUGCCGUCCCCGAGGACUAUUUCUUCCCAAACGCAUCACCCGCAUCCGUGAUUUUGCGGCAAAAGAUUCUCAAAAAGUGUCGCGAAGACAUCUAUGCCUGGCUCAAUCACGAAAAUGGUCAAGUCGCCAUCUACGAUGCCGUGAAUCCCACGGCUGCAGGCCGCCGAUCCCUCGCUAAGGAGUUUCUUCGCCAUGAUGUUCAGACUCUCUUCAUCGAGUCGUUUGUUGACGAUGACCGUAUUCUCAAGGAGAACGCCCGGAACGUAAAAAUCUCAUCGCCUGACUUUGAGGGAAUGAAUCCCGACGAGGCUGCUAGGCUGUACUUGAAGCGGAUCGAAGCAAAGAUUCCUGUUUUCGAUACCAUGGAUGAGACCGAGCUCAAUUUCAUCAAAAUGAUCAAUGCCGGCGCCAAGUUCUUUUACAACAACGUCAGCUUCAACUACCUCUCACACCGCAUCGUCUUCUACCUGACAAACUUGCACAUCAAGUCUCGGGCAACGUACUUUGUCCGAGCUGGUGUCACUACUGAAGAGGAUUCCUACAAGGCUGACGCUCCGCUUUCGGAAGAGGGAUUCACGUAUGCGCGGCGAAUGUCGGACACCCUCCUGAAGCAUCGCGAAGAGAAGCGCAGAAAGCUCAUUGAAGAGGGUGGCCCCGAUGUCCCCGUGAAGCCACUGUCUGUAUGGUCCUCCACUCGACUUAGAACCAUCCAGACCGCGGAGUACCUCAAGGGCAAGGGAUACAAGGUUCGACAGCGCUCCCAAAUGAGCCAAAUCAACCCCGGAGUCUGUGAGCGCCUUUCUGAGCGCACAAUCCGUCGACGGUAUCCGGAAGAGAUUGAGAAGCAUGAAAGGGACCCGUAUCAUCAUCGGUACCCUCGAGCCGAGCUGGACAUCUUGAACGAGUCUAACCGCAUCCACAUCCCCGGUAUCGAUCCUCGUAUUAUUCCUGGCUCACCUCAAGAUAUUCGCAUCCCGGUACCGCCGGGUAUCGGCAGCGGACAGAUGAGCCCGAUUCCGGGGCUAUCCUCCCCAGUGGAGACCGCCGAGAAGAACUUUGAGAAGCUGGUGUUUGAGAAACACAAGCCCUUAGGAACUCCCCGCCUUCGGAUAAAACAACAAAGGCGCCAGAAAUCGUAG